AUGAAGAACCCACAUCUGUCUCAGCGAAUGGCACGACGGCUCUAUUUCUUCGGCGAGGCCAUCUUCUUCGUGAACUACGAGCCAGGCAAGACUAACUUUCUUGCUGACGCGCUGUCACGACGCCUGGAUUGCGACCCUCGGAUGGCACUGAGUUGUCAGGAUACUGACGACGACGAUGAGGACGAUCGUUGUGCAACGUGUGUUUCAUUGAACCUAACUCGGGUCACAUUCGAGUUUUGCUUCUUCGAUAAAAUCGUCGCGGCUUAG
Messenger RNA from Peronospora matthiolae, 267 nucleotides. NCBI's taxonomy places the organism in Eukaryota, Oomycota, Peronosporomycetes, Peronosporales, Peronosporaceae. The record is from the annotation of a GenBank genome assembly.